Messenger RNA from Dipodomys spectabilis (banner-tailed kangaroo rat), 2968 nucleotides. RefSeq names its product phospholipid phosphatase 3 (gene Plpp3). The record is from RefSeq and is a predicted model, not a curated record. Bases 107 to 1045 code for a protein of 312 amino acids. Lineage: Eukaryota; Metazoa; Chordata; Mammalia; Rodentia; Heteromyidae. Gene Ontology annotation, biological process: phospholipid metabolic process; phospholipid dephosphorylation; canonical Wnt signaling pathway. Gene Ontology annotation, molecular function: phosphatidate phosphatase activity. The transcript is spliced from 6 exons.
GCCGGGCGCGACUCGGGCGCGUGAGUGCUGCGCGUGUGCGUGUGUGGCGAUCGCGGUCUCGGGGCGUUCUUCGCGGGGCCCGGAGGCUCGCGCCGCAGCCAGCGCCAUGCAGAACUACAAGUACGACAAGGCGAUCGUCCCCGAGAGCAAGAACGGCGGCAGCCCCGCGCUCAACAACAACCCCAGGAAGAGCGGCAGCAAGCGCGUGCUGCUCAUCUGCCUCGACCUCUUCUGCCUCUUCAUGGCGGCCCUGCCCUUCCUCAUCAUUGAGACCAGCACCAUCAAGCCUUACCGCCGAGGGUUUUACUGCAAUGACGAGAGCAUCAAGUACCCUCUGAAAGUCAAUGAGACCAUAAAUGACGCCGUGCUCUGCGCCGUGGGCAUUGUCAUCGCCAUUCUUGCCAUUAUCACAGGGGAAUUCUACCGGAUCUACUACCUGAAGGAGAAGUCCAGGUCGACCAUUCAGAAUCCCUACGUGGCUGCCCUCUACAAGCAAGUGGGCUGCUUCCUCUUUGGCUGUGCCAUCAGCCAGUCCUUCACAGACAUUGCCAAAGUGUCCAUCGGGCGCCUGCGUCCUCACUUCCUGAGUGUCUGCAACCCUGAUUUUAACCAGAUCAACUGCUCUGAGGGCUACAUUCAGAACUACAGGUGCAGAGGCGAAGACAGCAAAGUGCAGGAAGCUCGGAAGUCCUUCUUCUCUGGCCACGCCUCCUUCUCCAUGUACACUAUGCUGUAUCUGGUGCUAUACCUGCAGGCUCGCUUUACCUGGAAAGGCGCCCGCCUGCUCCGGCCCCUCCUACAGUUCACCUUGCUCAUGAUGGCCUUCUACACAGGACUGUCCCGCAUAUCUGACCACAAGCACCAUCCCGGUGAUGUACUGGCAGGAUUUGUUCAAGGAGCCCUAGUGGCCUGCUGCAUAGUGUUCUUCGUGUCAGACCUCUUCAAGACCAAGACAACACUGUCACUGCCUCCUGCUGCCAUCAGGAAGGAUAUCCUGUCACCCGUGGAUGUCAUUGACAGGAACAAUCACCACAACAUGGUGUAGGUGCUGCUGCCUCCGGAGCUGUCUUUGUAAAAUGACUGCUGACAGCAAGUUCCUGCUGCUCGCCAAUCUCAUCAGACAGUAGAAUGUAGGGAAAACCUCUGUGCCCAAUUGAUUUUUUUUUAAUUAUUUUUAAUGCAACAAACAAAGAAAAGUCUUAACCUUGUGGCCUUCCAAAAUAGGUAGUCUUCACCUAUGUGGAAACAAGCAAACAAAAACCCAGCAAACUUAACACCAAGUGCCGGAGUCCUGGAUGUGCAAUUGGUUUUUAAGAGUUCAUGUUCUCUGGGGGUCAUGGGCUUGUUCAGGGCCAUAUGCUCACCUGAUUGAGCAGAGUCUGCUGGUCAGUCACCUUGUAGGACCUGAGUAAUCCCAGGCCUGGGAGGAAAGCUCAAAUUUUUAUUGUAAGCACAGGAUGCCAGAAACAGCACUGAAUCCAGAGCAUCCAUCGCCAGGGAGGGCAUCCCCUCUUAUAGCCUCUGUCCAUCCCAGAACCACAGCGGGCAUCCCCUCUUACAUCCCUCUGCCCAUCCGGUUCUGUUCUCUACUGUGACUUUGGUUCAGGAAGUUUUGUUUUGGUCUUGGAAUAUAAGAGAUGAACCACGUUGCACAGUCAUGUGAUCAGAUCCUGAAUCCAGAUUCCACCCCCCCCCCCCCCGCCCCCUUCCUGGUCCUUAGGCCUUUAUCCUCUUUCCCCAGCUCACAAAUCAACACUUUAAAGAUUAGGAGACUCUUUGUGGAAGAGUGAGCUUCACAAACAGCACAAUUUCAGAGGAAAUGGAGACUACAGGUCCUCAUUUGCUUCUUUUGACGCAUCAUCCUGUGAUUCGGGGAAAGCUGAUUUACAGGAUGCUGAAUACAUCAAUCACUGGGCACUUUCACACUUAGAAAUGGUUAGACUUCAGUUAUUGCUGUCUCCUUUGAAAUCCUUGCUAUGUACCUACCAGGAUUCCCUGUGAGGUCCAGGGAUGAGCAAAGGCAUGGUCUGCCUCCGGCUGAUGGAAAGCAGCCGCUGUUCAAGAAACAGGGAAGGGAAAAGGGGAAGAAAGAGAAUCACACCACCCUUCUGGGUACUCCAAGUCAGAAGGAGCCAGAGUUAGCAGCUGAGCUGAUGCUGGCCUGCCAGAGAGGCUACCCUUGACAAUAAUGGAGUGGAGAAGGUCUUUUUGGGAAUUGCUCUUGUUAAGCUGUGUAAAACACUAUUGUCUUGGGGUUGACCCCUGGGGCAGUUCUUGGUGGGUUCUGCUGGGCAGAACACAUGGUUUAAAGCUCUGAACAGAGUCGUCCUCAUCCUCUAUCCGUAAGUGUCCUUCAAGCAAGGUCCCACUGUGGGCGGUAGUAAGGGGCCCUCUUUACUGAACUACCAAGGAAAGGAGGAAAGAAGAAAUGCAAAUCUCUUGGUCUUGGAUGCAAAUCUCUCAAAGGGCUACAUGAACCCUAUGACAGACCACGUGCACAUCCCACCACAGACUCCGUCCUUUCAUUUCAACGUAUAGCAAGCUAUGAUUUUUAUAUAUAAAUAUUAUAUAAAUAAUGUAUAAAACCUUAAAAGUUAACUAUGUAAAAUAUUAUUUCUGAAACAAUUUUAGCUAUAUCCACUAUGAUUAUAAACUGUGUCUCGACCUGUGUCAUUUACUUUAGCUGCUUCAAAAAGCACCGAGUUAAUUUUGUUGUUUUUUUUUUUUUAAUCUCAACUAAAAUAUCAUAGUUCUGUGGUAGCUAUCAUUUUACAACAAGAGAAAUAACUGCAACUAGAGAAAAGUGUAUAAAAAAACAUUAAAUUGUCAGUAUUUUUGUAAGGCUCCAUUUUUGUAAAGAGAAUAAUAUUCAAAAGACUUUUGUAGCAUACAAAGUGAAAACUUGUAUCUGCGAAACUAUACUUGUAUUAAAUGUGCUUUUUAAAAUAAAAGCUCAUAACACAACUAA